AUGCCUGAACUUAUCGAGUUGUCCGAAAAGUUUGUGAUGGUGAAUGUAGAAGAUGAUGAUGAGCCAGAAGAUGACAAAUACGCUCCUGAUGGUGGAUACAUACCGCGAAUCUUAUUCCUAGAUACUGAUGCUGAGCCUUUGAAGACCAACAAUGGAGCUAAAUAUAAAAAUAACAAAUAUUUUUACCCACUCGUUCCACAGGUGCUUGAUGGAAUGCAAAAAGCGCUCGACGAGUUUGAGGCCAAAUCAGGGAAAACCGAGCUG
This is a messenger RNA of Ostertagia ostertagi, 264 nucleotides long. The record is from the annotation of a GenBank genome assembly. Lineage: Eukaryota; Metazoa; Nematoda; Chromadorea; Rhabditida; Trichostrongylidae.